Homarus americanus (American lobster) is the source of this 2428-nucleotide messenger RNA. RefSeq lists its product as uncharacterized. NCBI's taxonomy places the organism in Eukaryota, Metazoa, Arthropoda, Malacostraca, Decapoda, Nephropidae. The transcript has a single exon. The coding region runs from base 337 to 2421 and encodes 694 amino acids. The record is from RefSeq and is a predicted model, not a curated record.
UAAUAUGUUUUUAUCUCGUUGCAGGUGGCGUUGGAGUUGGUCGCCAAGAUGAGGUUGACGACGUCGACUGUACUGUGUCACGUGACGUAGUGUCUGCUGUAGCUCACGGUGCUGGCCCACGUCAUCUGUGUCACGGUGGCCACACCAUAAAGAAGUAAAGAGCAAACUGCUGGGAGCUCUAAACUGGCCCGAAAGACAAGUUGUACAGUGUUGGACGCGUUGGUCCAACGUGUGGGCGUGUGGGCUCACCGGGUGGGCGUGUGGCGGGCUGGUGUGGGCGUGUGGGGCCAGCGUGCGGGCGUGUGUGAUGGUGGGGUGUGAACGCCUCCCAGGAAGAUGAGUUCGAGCGACGUGGGCGCGGUGGUCGGAGCGGUGCAGUGGGGGGACGAGGGCUCCUACGUGAGGGAGGUGGCCGCCCGUGGUCCCUUGCCCCAGCUGGCAAAGGUCAUCAAAGGUCAGUACCUGGGCGUGGGCGUGCCCUCCCUGGCCAACCCCGGCCUCGCCUCAACCCUUCUCCUCCUGUCCGCGGGGCGUGGACUCCGCGUCGCCGCCCAGUGCGUCAAGUUCAAGGAAGGACGUCGUGUCGUUCCCGUCGGCCCCAAGCUGAUCAUCCCAGAGAGUUACGAUGGUUUCUUCGAGAUCCUUAGUGAGGACGGGCGUGCUGUGCGAUGCAUGGAGAGCGUGUCGGAGCUGGCCAAGCGUUUUCCUGACUCCGCCCUGGUGCGAGAGAACAUGAAGGCGUACGUGUCGCGCUCCGACGACGUUGACACCAUCACAGAGAAGUCACGGGCGGUUCAGGCUGGCGAAACGCUGGUGCUGGUAGGUGAGGUCAUAGGCUCCAAGAACAACGGCAAAAAUCAACAUCGUUUCCUCCGCUGCUUCGACCAGGCUGGACAAAAUGUGUAUCUACCAUAUGACUCCCGAGGAAAGUUCUCGGCCAUAGCCAAGGAAGACAACAUCAGCGGCGUACACAGCAUCCGCAACUUGCUCAACAAGCGAUUGCCUCUCAUGGUCCGCAUGGUGCACGGCCGCCCGCCCGUUGGUGCCAAGGCCGCAGCUCAGUUCUUACCAGAGCUGAGACUUUUUGCUGCUUUUUCAGAGGAGCCGCUGGCGGCGUUACCUCUUGGGAAGGACGCGCCACUUAUCUUGCUCCCUCCUGCAGCCCCGCUCAAACUGGCACACGCCCGCAACGCUGACCAAGUGGAGAAGACGAAAGAGUUCUUGAGGCUGUGUGAACGCGCCAAUUCACUGCUACAGGAGGUGGCGGACAGGAUACAUGUCUAUGACGUAUCGAUGGGGAAUAAGGGCGGCAUGCGUGACCCUCGUUUCUCCAAUUGGCCUGACCAAAACAAGCACCGCCACAAGCACCAUCACCAUCACAAUCACCACCGUCCACAUCGUACCAAGAGUCCUCCUGAGAACAAACAGUCUGGCGGCGACAGCAACGCACCCGACGACUAUGACGAGAUUGAUCAGAUCUACGACUAUGUUCGAGGCUUCGCCCCACUACCCAAGCACAUCAAGUCCCCCUACGCCAGCGACGACCAUUCAGCCCACAGCCGCAGGCCGCAGCCGCCUCCAGUGUCGUCGGAGAGGACCGACGUGAGGCCUACGCCACCGCCCAUCGAGACCAUCCCCUCCCGCCGUGGCGACCAGCGACCCUACGAGAAACUCUCGCCCUCAGUCCACCCGGCACUCAUUUCUGCUGCCCUGGACCGUGCAGCAGAGCGAAGGGUCGAGAAACGCUCAAGAAAAUCUGACGAAAAGAAGAGCAGCAGUCAACAGCAGCAGCAACAACAACAGCAGCAUCAGCAGGUACAGCAGUCCCAGCAACAGUCCCCGGGGCAGUUGUCAUCACCGGUGACGCCGCUUCAGGAGAACAAACCUGGCAACAAUAAACUUUUUGUGAAGGCGUCACAGCAGCGGACACAGAAGGCUCGGAUGUUCCGUCACAAGUCAGCGUCGCCUGUGAAGGAGGCGCUGAUGGAGGUGGGGAGCGUGGGUCCUGGUGGAGGGGUUGGGCCGGUGGUAGGCGGGUCGUCGCCUUCUCCACUGUUCAAGCUGCGCUAUAAGUCCCUCACCAACUUGGCCAUGGACUUCGACACACUGGACUCGAGCACCUCAGGCGGAAAAGGGUCAGCGGAUUCAGGAGGAUCGGGUGCCAUCAAGGCCAAACUUCCGGAGAAACGGAGUCGAAAGUUGACGAGGCCGAAGAGUUUGACCAACCUCGUGUGGGACGGACGAGGGGCUCCGUCAGAUUCCAUGGGCAUAGGAGGGACGUCUCGGGCCCUGAUGGAGGCGGAGAGGAAACUGAGGCUGGAACCUGGCGUGUACCGCCACGCCCGGGAGACACCCGCCAUGAUCGCCGCCACCUCCAGACUUCUCGCCUCUCAGAAGAAGAUUGGCACACUCUAUUUAUGAGGUCAGU